AUGAAUAUUUUUAUAUUAAUCAUUAGCGUGUUGUUAUUUAUUCAAUUAUCAGAAUGUACAUUGUCACCACCUAAAGAUAGAAAUACCAAGAAAAAUAAAGGAAAAGUUGAAACCAAGGAAAGUCCUAUAGAACAAGACGUUUUUAGUAGACUUUUAGUAGUAAAGAAUCCUAAGACACAUGAUAUUAUUCGAAAAUCGGGUUAUUAUUUUUCUAAUACAACUCGUCGACGAUUCAGUGGAGAGGUUUUGGGAUAUAUUACACCUUGGAAUAACAAUGGACUUGAAGUUUCCAAAAUAUUUCAUGGGAAAUUCACAAUGUUAUCGCCAGUGUGGUUGGCAUUUUCAGAAGGCAAUGCAUCAACAUAUAAAUUGUCAACUUAUGAUGUUCAAAAAAAGUGGUUGAAAGAAAUUAAAGCAGCAAAUAAUAGGAGCCACUAUGUAAAAAUUUUACCAAGAGUAUUGUUUGAAAACUGGUCAGCUAAUGAUAUUAUUGAAUUAUACAGUGAUACGAAAAGACAACUUAGCCUGAUUUCUGCACUUACAGAUACAGCAAAGAAUUUCCAUUUUGAUGGAUAUGUACUGGAAAUAUGGAACCAGUUUGUAUUAACGGGUGUAGAUGCACAGAUUGUUGUAACAGUGAUUCAAUUUAUUGCUCAUCAAUUGAAAAACAACAAUUUGGAUACAAUUUUAGCAGUGCCACCUUCAAGAGGCCCAUAUAAUCAAUUAUUUAACAGAGAUCAAUUUGAUCAAUUAUCACCGUAUUUAAAAGCAUUCUCUUUAAUGACUUAUGAUUAUUCAAGCAUUCAACGACCUGGACCUAAUAGUCCAAUUGAUUGGGUAAGGGAAUGUGUAGAAUUACUAGUACCUGAAGAGAGCCCGAAAAGGGCUCAAAUUCUGUUAGGUCUUAAUUUUUAUGGAUACAAUUAUACACCUGAAGGAGGGAAAGCCAUUUUAGGUUCAGAAUAUCUAAAAAUACUUGAGUCCUCUAAUGAGAAAAUUCAAUGGGAUGAUAACAGCAAAGAACACUUUUUCGUGGCAAAGUUAUCAGGGGGCAGUGGAAUUAUCUUUUAUCCCACAUUAUAUUCUAUUUUACAUCGACUGGAUCUUGCAGCAGAAUUGGGUACAGGUAUAUCAAUUUGGGAACUAGGUCAGGGAUUACAUUAUUUUUACGAUUUAUUGUAA
Molecule: messenger RNA, 1182 nt
Organism: Eufriesea mexicana
Lineage: Eukaryota; Metazoa; Arthropoda; Insecta; Hymenoptera; Apidae
Product: chitinase domain-containing protein 1
Exons: 7
Coding region: 1-1182 (393 amino acids)
Biological process (GO): carbohydrate metabolic process
Cellular component (GO): endomembrane system
Molecular function (GO): oligosaccharide binding; chitin binding
Source: RefSeq, a predicted model, not a curated record